AUGGCUAGCCCACAGGUUCUAGUUUUCGAUGCUGAGGGCCGCCCAGUGAAGUUUGACACCUGGCUCGAUGACCUGCACCUCUACCUACAGCUCACAGCCAAGGACGACAUCUCACUGUACGACCACGCCCUAGGCCAUAUCACUGCCCCUGCUGCUACUGCUGACAGCACUGCUCGCUCACAGUGGCAGACUCGUGAUGCCCACGCUCGCUUUGCUAUUCCCAACUCCCUGCCGAUAGACGAACGCGAGCACUUUGGCCAGCACAAGACUGCACAGGCAUUGUACACAGCUGUCGUUGCUCGCUACUCCUCACCUGCCUCUGCCGCGCUAGGCCGUCUCUCCCUCCCCUACCUGUUUCCCGACCUGGCCUCGUUCCACACAGUCGCUGACCUCAUCACGCACCUCCGUACUAGUGAGGCCCGCUUCCGUGCCGCCAUGCGUGUUGAGGACCACUUGCUCGCUCGCUGCCCCACUGAGCUCACCACUGCCCUCCUCGAGAAGGAACUGCUUGCAGCUGAGACUAGCAUAGUCGCUGUAGGUGCCUCUCGUGGCGAUCCCCGUACCCCGUUCUUUCAGGGGUGUUCUCCUUCCCCCAUUCUUCCCUCUGUCGCCUCUGCUGCUGUUGUCGACCUCCUUGGUGCUGAGAAGGUCGGUACUGCAUCUGCUUUGAGCGAGCGCCGCGGCGGCAAGGGCAAAGGGGGCAAGGGUGGUGGCGGUGACGGCGGGGGAGGCGGUAGUGGAGGCGGUGGAGGCGGUGGGGGUGGUGGCGCGACUCGAGGGGCUAGUGGCAGCGGUGGGGGUGGUGGCGGCAGCGGCGGGGGAGGUGGGAGGGGCGGAGGCGGUGGUUGGGGUGGCGGUGGACGAGGCGGUGGCCGGGGUUGGGGUGGUCGAGGAGGUGGUGGCGGCGGUGGUGGUCGUGGAGGCGCUGGCGUUGGCCAAGGCCACCAGCACACUCCGUCACCCCAGGAGGUCCGUGAGUGGUACUCUCUGCACGGGGGGGGGGGAAGGGGGGGGGGGGGGGUGUCCUUAGCUGCACGUACGUUAUUCACACUGGUGACCGCAUUGUUCCCUCAGGCCACUGAGCUGCCUCGCUGGAUUGAUCUCCUGAAGAAGGGGAUUGAUAUCUAUGCUCUAGACUUUGAUGCUAUUCUAUCUGCUAUGUAUGUGAUGUCUACUAGUGGAGAGGGUGCUGAGUACCUGUGUGUGCCGCCCGACCCGGGCAUUAGGACUAGUGCGUCUGCCGCUCCAGGUACUUGCGUGCCGGCUACCCCAGGUGCUGGUGAGGCAGCUGCUCUAGGUGCUUGUGCGUCUGCCCCCCUUGGUACUGAGUCGACUGCAGCACUGCACACCUUCACACUGGACUCAGGUGCUUCUCGCUGUUUCUUUUGUGACCGCACUGCCCUUGAGCCGCUCGCUCGGCCAGUUGCUGUCUCCCUUGCUGACCCCUCUGGGGGUCCGGUCAUUGCGACCUCUUCCAUUGUCCUUCCCUGUCCUGCGGUCCCGUCGGGCACACUGUCAGGUCUCCACCUCCCCUUGUUCUCUACGAACUUGGUGGCAGGAUGUGCGCUCCAGGACGGGGGUGUUCACGAGUACAUCCCUGCCUACGAGCGCGUGACACACUGUACGUGUGCUCGUACGGGCCGUCACUUGGCUACCUUCACUCGGCAGCCGGGGUCGGACCUGUACACACUGACUACUGAGUCCCCUCAGGUUGCUGCGUCUGCGUCCGCGUCAGGUCAGCUGUUGGCCCCCUGCUCGUGUCGCGCUCGGGCGCACGAGACUGUCCUCUGGCACCACCGCCUUGGCCACCCGUCUGUGCAGUGGCUUCGUGCCAUGCACUCCCGGUACCUUGUCUCUUGCGUGUCCAGGUUCCUUCCUCCCCUCCCACCCUCACCUGCUCCUACCUGUCUCCCUUGUGUCGAGGGACGGCAGCGCGCUGCUCCUCACUCCUCCUCGUUUCCCCCGACGACUGCUCCCUUGCAGACGCUCCACAUGGAGGUGUGGGGCCCAGCCCACGUGCGUGGUCAGGGUCAAGAGAGGUACUUCCUGAUAGUUGUUGAUGACUACUCGCGCUACACCUCGGUCUUCCCCUUGCGCACCAAGGGUGAGGCCGCCUACUGUGCUAAGCACGACAUUGAGCAGUCGUUCACGCUUCCGGCCUCUCCACAGCAGAAUGGGGUUGCGGAGCGCCGCAUUGGCCUGGUCAUGGAGGUCGCCCGUACCUCCUUGAUCCAUGCGGCUGCCCCCCACUUUCUGUGGCCGUUUGCGGUCCGGUACGCUGCGCAUCAGCUCAACCUCUGGCCCCGUGUCUCCUUGCCGGAGACCUCGCCCACACUUCUGUGGACGGGGGAGGUUGGCGAUGCGUCACGUUUCCGGGUCUGGGGAUUUCGAGCUUUUGUCCGCGAUACGUCUGCGGACAAGUUCUCCUCCCGUGCUGUUCCCAGCUUCGUCCUUGGCUUUGUCCCGGACGCGUCUGGUUGGCAGUUUUACCACGCCACCUUGCGCCGAGUCUUGCCCUCUCAGGACGUCACUUUUGACAAGUCCGUCCCCUACUACCACCUCUUCCCCUACCGCACUGCCCCGCUCCCCCCCCCCCCCCCCGCCUUUCUUUCUCGCGCCAGGUGCUAUUGUUGUAGACCCCCUCCCCCCUCAGGGUGCCGCUCCCUCAGCUGUGUCUCAGGAAGACCCGGUUGA
Molecule: messenger RNA, 2694 nt
Organism: Closterium sp. NIES-65
Lineage: Eukaryota; Viridiplantae; Streptophyta; Zygnematophyceae; Desmidiales; Closteriaceae
Source: the annotation of a GenBank genome assembly